Molecule: messenger RNA, 1584 nt
Organism: Alternaria burnsii
Lineage: Eukaryota; Fungi; Ascomycota; Dothideomycetes; Pleosporales; Pleosporaceae
Exons: 2
Coding region: 1-1584 (527 amino acids)
Molecular function (GO): monooxygenase activity; heme binding; oxidoreductase activity, acting on paired donors, with incorporation or reduction of molecular oxygen
Source: RefSeq, a predicted model, not a curated record
AUGGUCCUGCAAGAAACGGUUACGGGUGGUAUCCGCGAUAAUCUCUCGCAUUACUCGAUACUUAUCGGAGCUGUCUUCUUCUGUUCCUACUUGAUUGGUAACGCAGUUUACCAGCUAUACAUCAGCCCUCUAUCGAAGUUUCCAGGUCCAAAGCUAGCCGCAGUGACGUUGUGCUACGAGUGCUACUUCGAUGUCUUCCAAUGGGGUAGAUACUGGGCAGAGAUAAAGAAGAUGCAUGAAAAAUAUGGCCCCAUAGUUCGCAUCAGCCCUUACGAACUCCACGUUUCUGAUCCUGCCUUCAUAGAAACGCUGUAUACUCGAUCCGCGCCACGCGACAAAUACAACUUUAUGACUGCUGAGUUCGGCAAUCCUUUGACAGCUUUCAGUACAGACGAUCACUACCACCACCGUAUCCGCCGCGCAGCCAUGAAUCCGUUCUUUUCCAAACAACGCAUCAUGAGCCUACAGGAUAUGAUUUGGACAUACGUCGAAAAAUUAUGUACAAGAUUCGAGGAAUAUGAUCUUGUCAAAAGAGCCAUACCUACAUGUGAAGCAUUCAGUUGUUUGGCUGCAGACGUAAUCAUCAAAUACUCCAUGGGCGUGGAACAAAAGUCUCUCGACGACCCUGACUUUGCACCAUAUUUUACACAGGCCAACAAGAGAUUUGCGUCCCUUUCUUUGAUCACUCGAUACGCACCAUGGUUACACUCUGUCAUCAACGCGUUACCGCAAAACUGGGUAGAAAAACCAAGCCCUGAAUACGCAGCGAUGAUGGAACUCCGGAAAAUGAACAACCGACGCGUGCAAGAGGUUUUUACGAAAAAGGAAAAGGUCAGGCAGGGAUCUGGAGUUGCAGAGAGCAACAUGACUAGCGAGCACACGAUAUUUCACGACCUCCUCGACAGCGAUCUACCACCGAACGAGAAGAACCUUGAGCGACUCAGCCAGGAAAGCCAGGUCAUUGUCGGCGCUGGGAUUGAUACAGUCGGCAACACAUUGAACGCUAUUUUCUUCCACCUUCUCGACAACUCGUCCACCUAUACAAAGCUCAAGGCGGAGAUAGUAUCAGCUAUGCCAGACCCCUACGAGCGUAAGGCGCUUGUGGACUUAGAGAAACUGCCCUAUCUCACCGCUGUUAUCAGUGAAGGCCUUCGAAUGAGCAACGGUCUUGCGAUCCGCAAUGCGCGCCUUGCGCGUUCGCCUAUGGUUUAUAGAGAUUAUAUCAUCCCUGCAUUCACACCAGUCGGCAUGACCGCUCCCUUGAUUCAUACCAACGAGUCAAUCUUUCCUGAAGCAGACUCGUUCAUUCCAGAGCGCUGGCUCAAUGACAACGGCGCUGUAGGUGCUAGAACAUCCGAUGGGCAGCCAUUGGACAGGUUCCUCAUGGCUUUCGGCCGUGGCACCAGAUCAUGUGUGGGUAUGAACUUGGCGUAUGCGGAGAUGCGGAUUUGCAUUGCAGCUGUGAUUAGGCGGUUCGAUAUGGAACUUUUCAACUCAAGCCGAAAGGACGUCGAUUUCGUGCAUGAUGUGUUUCUGCCUGGUGUGGAUCAGAGCAGUGAGGGCGUGCAUGUGCUAGUCAAGUAA